CUUUAUUUUUCCAUAUCACCUAAGUCUUCACAUAAUAAAGAAAUACACCAGUUAGUCGACUUCAUCAAGCAAGGGACUCCAAACUGAGAAGAAGGAGGAGGAGGAGGAGAAAAACAAGGGCAUCGUGAUUGUUUGGAGGUGGUGCAAAUGGAGAAACAAGGUGUAGUAGGGCUUGAGAUCACGACGGAGCUCAGGUUGGGCCUCCCGGGGGGUGCGGCGAAGCCAAGCUCGAACAAGAGGGUGUUCUCGGAGAUCUCCACCGUGGAGGGGAAGGGGUCCACCAGGGAGCCGAAGGCCCCAGCGAAGAACCAGGUGGUGGGGUGGCCGCCGGUGUGCUCGUACCGGCAGAGGUAUAGUUUCAAUAAGGAGAAGGGAGACGGGGCCGAGGCGACGGCGGGUUCAAAAGCUUACGUGAAGGUGAGCAUGGACGGAGCGCUUUACCUAAGGAAGAUUGACUUGAGCAUGCAAAAGGGAUACUCUGAUCUUGCAUUUUCUUUGGAGAAGCUCUUUGGUUGCCAUGGCAUUGGUGAGGCUUUUAAUGAAGGGGAAGGAGCUGAAUACAAGCUCAUCUAUGAAGACAAGGAUGGAGAUUGGAUGCUUGUGGGAGAUGUCCCUUGGGAGAUGUUCAUGGAGUCGUGCAGAAGGCUGAGGAUAAUGAAGAAAUCAGAAGCCAAGGACAUUGCAAUACUGCAGACCAGGGACUUCCUCAAAGGCACCUUGAAAGACGAUAACUGAUGAGAACAAGCAACACUUUUGUGAUAUGGAGGAACUUGACAUGAUUCCUCUCAUCUUCGUUGUGUCUUCAGAUUAGAACAUGGUCUUGAUUAGUUAAUGGAAUAGCCGAAUACUCGUCGAAUUAAGGACAACUCCCUUACAUGGGAAUGCUUAACUAGCAGUACAUCACUUAGAUGGAUGCUUUCAGUUGUUGUUGUCUGUUCAAAGAUGAUUAUCUGUGUGCUGAAUAAUUGAUAUAUCGUCUCCGUUA
Molecule: messenger RNA, 985 nt
Organism: Syzygium oleosum
Lineage: Eukaryota; Viridiplantae; Streptophyta; Magnoliopsida; Myrtales; Myrtaceae
Product: auxin-induced protein 22C-like
Exons: 3
Coding region: 148-735 (195 amino acids)
Biological process (GO): regulation of DNA-templated transcription
Cellular component (GO): nucleus
Molecular function (GO): protein binding
Source: RefSeq, a predicted model, not a curated record